UCUUCUUCAAUGCCGGCCUCUCUCUUCACUACAUAUACUCGUAGACCUUAGCCUCUGUCUCGCACUGCACAAGUUUCGAAUAAGCAUCUAAUAACAAGAACAUGGCUAAGCGUUUCAAGCUUAGGCUCUCUCGUGUGAUAUCUUCAUUUCAAAUCUGUCGAUCCAAAAACGCUUCAGAAAUUCCAAUCCCAGCAAUCUACAGGGUAUCACCUAUCAACCGAAAGGCACUUGAUAUCAAUUACCAUAAACACCCGGAGGCCCCACCAUCAACACCAGAUUUUCAAAACCAUUUGUCACGGAAGAAAGCUUCCGUUGGCUGCAGACGUCAAGCAAGAAUACUUGCACAGUACCUAGCAGAUUGUAGCUUCGAAUCCCUGGAUUUUGCAUGGGAGAAAGAAGCUUAUAAGCAUCGCCCUACCAGACUCCGCCGAUAUAUGCGGAGUAUAUCACUUUCCGAUGAAAGUAAUGGGAAUAUUUCACCUGUCAUAGUAGCUGCAAGCCAGAAGAACAAGAACAAAGAGAACAGCAAAGAUUCCAAUAAAGAUGAAAUAGGCGUUUCACGGGAGCAUGGCGGCUGCAGCUUUAGCGGCGAGGAUGAUGAAAAUGAAGUAGAAACUGAAACCCUACUUCUUUCUUCAAGAAGUUUCUCAUAUGAUUCUUCGUAUGAUUACUGUCAUCCGGUUGUGUAUACCACAACCAAGAAAACAGACAACGGAAACAAGAAAUCAAAUAAAAUGAGAAUUCAAAAACUCAAACGGCAGGUUUCCAAGAACUGGAAGUUGUCGUCUCCGGAGAUUACUUCUCCAAUGGGGGCAUCCGUUCUGCGGCGGAUGGUAUCAUGCAAGGCUGAUGGGAAGGUGAAGGAGAGCGUGCCGGUGGUGAAGAAAUCAGAGGAUCCUUAUGAGGACUUUAAAAGGUCCAUGCUAGAGAUGAUAUUGGAGAAGCAGAUGUUUGAGGCCAAGGAUUUGGAAGAACUUUUGCAGUGUUUUUUGUCCUUGAAUUCCAGGCAAUAUCAUGGAGCUAUUGUGGAGGCUUUCUCGGAGAUUUGGGAGAUCUUGUUCUGUGAUUCUCCUGCAAAGAAGCGAAAUUCCAUGAGAAUUUCUCCACCUAAAGCCUGAGGAAGGUCAAAGAGAAAAACGAUUUUUUGUUUUCUCUUUUUACCGAAUGGGUUUUCCGCCGUAACUAUUUUUCGCUACUACAUUGCUAAUUUUAAUUAUGAAUUUUUUUCCCUUGAAAUAUUCCUAUUCUAAAUGAAGUUAAUUAUUAUUUUAUGAAUAUAUGCUCAUGGUAAUUA
This is a messenger RNA of Hevea brasiliensis (rubber tree), 1294 nucleotides long. RefSeq names its product transcription repressor OFP7-like. Gene Ontology annotation, biological process: negative regulation of DNA-templated transcription. NCBI's taxonomy places the organism in Eukaryota, Viridiplantae, Streptophyta, Magnoliopsida, Malpighiales, Euphorbiaceae. Bases 102 to 1118 code for a protein of 338 amino acids. The transcript has a single exon. The record is from RefSeq and is a predicted model, not a curated record.